AAUCAUGGGUUAGGGUUCGAGCACAAUUGGGAACAAUCGAAUUGAACUGAGAUAAACAUGUCGUACCUUUUGCCACACUUACACUCAGGAUGGGCGGUAGAUCAGGCCAUCCUGGCCGAAGAAGAGCGUCUCGUCGUCAUCCGGUUUGGCCACGACUGGGACGAAACCUGUAUGCAGAUGGAUGAAGUGUUAGCAUCAGUUGCUGAGACUAUGAAGAAUUUUGCUGUGAUUUACCUUGUGGACAUUACAGAGGUUCCUGAUUUUAACACAAUGUAUGAGCUUUAUGAUCCAUCCACGGUUAUGUUCUUCUUUAGAAACAAGCACAUAAUGAUCGAUCUUGGCACUGGUAAUAAUAACAAGAUCAACUGGGCUCUCAAGGACAAGCAGGAGUUCAUUGAUAUUGUUGAGACUGUGUACCGAGGGGCAAGGAAAGGCCGUGGUCUUGUAAUUGCUCCCAAGGACUACUCCACCAAGUACCGCUACUAAGUACCUCUGCAAACUGUAGUUAAUUUUAAAAUUUGUAAGAUUCUGAUUUGAUACCUGUUUCUUGGAACUUAUUUGUUGAUGUUACUUGACUGUGAAUGUGCUGAUUUCUGAAUCAGUAUGACUCCUUAUAUAUUUGAGUGAUACAUUUUAGAUAAA
This is a messenger RNA of Mangifera indica (mango), 642 nucleotides long. RefSeq names its product thioredoxin-like protein YLS8. Gene Ontology annotation, cellular component: U4/U6 x U5 tri-snRNP complex; spliceosomal complex; U5 snRNP. The record is from RefSeq and is a predicted model, not a curated record. Lineage: Eukaryota; Viridiplantae; Streptophyta; Magnoliopsida; Sapindales; Anacardiaceae. The transcript has 2 exons. The coding region runs from base 58 to 486 and encodes 142 amino acids. Gene Ontology annotation, biological process: mRNA splicing, via spliceosome.